AUGGGUGAGAAGCGUCCAAGUCCACUGAAUGACUCACUACGUGACGCCCAGCGCCAUAAGAAGCUCCAUACGGGUCCAAAUAGUGACAUGCAAUUUAUGAAAGUCCAUGAUACUUCAAGUACCAGCAAAAACGACCGUCUGACGCCGUCAAACGACACUCCAGUAGCUCCAACGUCUGCUGCUGCUUCAAUAUCAACCUCUAGGCUCCCAAUGCUGGUUUUUCACGAGCAUUUUCAUGUGUUGGACUAUCAUAAUGAUCGAUAUAUAACGUCAGUGAAAAAUGACACACUUGGCGCAUCGUGGCGUGUGAUUUGGCAGCCUCGAAGCCCUACCGAUGGAGCAUUUGUUGGGCUGUUUGUGGAGCUCGUAGCAGCGCAAGAGAAUGGAGUACGACACCGUCUUGUAGAGCUAAGUAUUGUGAUUAUGAAUCAAGGAGGACUUGCACCUGUUGUGAAACAUACGAGUGUGCAUGGAUUUUCCAAGGAAAAUCCGGAAUUUGGCAUGAAUCAAUUGAUUCAACGCAGUGAUUUACUGAAUCCAAGCAAUACGUUGUUGACUCAAGAAGGAAAAGUUGAGAUUGAAGUACAAUUGAAUUUUAUUGAGGACGACAUGACAGAGUUGGAAGAAAUACAGGAAGAUAAAGUGACGACAAUGCACUCGAGAAUUGCAACGAGUCAAGGUGCAGAUUUGAUAAAGGAGUCACAGGUGGCAUUGAACACAAUGCAACAGUGUCUUCCAUAUGACUCGAAGGAGGAGACAGGGAUGGUGGGAUUGAAAAACCAGGGGGCUACAUGCUACUUGAACUCGCUGUUGCAGACGUUAUUUCACUUGCGAGCAUUUAGGCAGAUGGUGUAUGAGACGCCUACUGCUGAAGAAGACACGAAUAAUUCCGUGUCGUUGGCAUUACAGCGUGUGUUUUAUAGGUUACAGACACAACGCAAGGCUGUAUCUACAAAAGAGCUUACUCGCUCAUUCGGAUGGAGUGCGAUUGACUCUUUCAUGCAACAUGACGUGCAGGAGCUGUACCGAAUUUUGUGCGAUCGGUUAGAAGAAAAAAUGAAACACACGAGAGUGGACUCGGCAAUUCCGAAGCUUUUUGAAGGCAAAGUAAGGUCUUUUGUGCAAUGUGUGAAUGUGGACUUUCAGUCUUUUCGUGAUGAAAGCUUUUAUGACUUGCAACUGGAUGUCAAAGGUUGUAAGGAUUUAAUGCAGUCCUUUCGCAAGUAUGUGGAGGUAGAACUGUUGGACGGAGACAAUCAAUACGAAGCUGAGGGACAUGGAAAACAGGAUGCCAAGAAGGGCAUCGAGUUCGCCACUUUUCCGCCUGUUCUUAAUAUUCAGCUUAAACGGUUUGAGUAUGACGCGACGCGCGAUGGCAUGGUCAAGAUUCACGACCGCUUUGAGUUUCCAAAAAGGCUUGUGCUUGAUGAGUUCAUUUCAGAUAGUGACAAGAAAAAAACAGAAAAAAGCACAGAUAAAUAUCCGCGAUAUAUUUAUCAUCUGCAUAGUGUCUUGGUGCACAGUGGCGAUGUACACGGCGGUCAUUACUACGUAUUUAUUCGACCGGGGAAGCACAUUGCUACAAGUGCAGAUUGGUUCAGGUUUGAUGAUGAAAAAAUCACGCGCGUUGACGAACAGAUAGCAAUUGAAGGCAAUUUUGGCUCAGCUUGGACUCAUGUCACUCCACAAGAUGGAACUUCGGAGCCUCUGUCGCCUUUGUAUUCAUCAUCACUCUUUUCUUUACCAGAUCAUAAUAGUGGGAAAAGUGGUAACGAAAGGAAUAGUAUGAAUGGUCUCGAGUUCAGAUCAGUCGAUGUAAGAGGAAGCCCAGGUACUGACGGUGCUAAUGCAACAGACGAAGUGUAUGAUUACAGCCAGAGAAAUGACACUUCCUUAGGUUCUGCGUCAGACAGCCUGAUGCUUCCACUCGGUAGAAGUUUUUCUAGCGCAUAUAUGCUUGUGUAUGUGCGUGACGGUGAGAACGACAUCAGUGCAAUACAGGAUGAAGCAAGCGUGAAUGCAGACACUAUCCCAUCGACUUGUGCUACAGAGAACGUUUUGAUUGCUUAUGACGAAGCAAGCAAGAACAAGGAGGAAGUGGCACCAGUUGUUCCAGUGCUUUCUACUUGGCAAAGCGAUCCGCUGCCAAUCCCGGCAGAUCUGAUCACUCGCUUUCAAGAAGAGGAAAAGACAGUUGUUCGGCGCAAGAAAGCCCAGCAGACAGAGCAUUUGUACAUGAACUUUCGUAUCGCUUCUGACACGAGUAUCGCCAAGCUAAAACGGAUUACCAAGACGAUCGAUUUUUCUGGGUUUAAUAAUUCAACCACGCUGCGCAUCCGUAUCAAACGAGCAGUAUCGAUCCAAGAGCUUUACCGUCGCGUAUAUAACGAAACUGGUGUCCCCAUGUCACGGCAGCGCUUGUGGAAAGUCAUUACGCGUGAAAAUCGGACAGUUCGGCCCGACCAACCUCUUGAUUCAGAUUUGUAUCGAUAUCGUGUGGAUUCACUGAUCGAGGAUGAUGCCUCGACUAAGUCUCCUGUUAAGUUGUACCUUCAGAUACUAAAUAGAUUAUCAGACUCUUCUGCAGCUUCACCACACAUCUUGCCGUCAUCCCCCUCUAUAUACGCUCGCGGAGUCGAAAAUUUGAGCAAGAUCCCAGCAAUGAUCAUUCACCGGCAUUUCUGGGACGAAUUUACACCUCCUGAGAUUGAAGAUGCUCCGUUAAUUGCGAGAGAUACAAGACCUGUUCGAGAGAUGGGAGAGGAGAAUGAUAAUGUUGCUACUGCGUAUGCUAAAGCUAGCGAUGACAUCAUGUCGAAUUUCGCGCCGCCUUUACAAAGUCAUGAAAUCUUGUUGUUUAUCAAGUUUUAUGACCUUAAGAAAAAGCUUGGUGAGCGAUUAGAGUACGUCGGUAAUGUAAUUGUGGAUUCGAGAAUAACAGGUGCAGAGUUCGCAAAGUGUCUGCACGAGGCGCUGUCAAUCCCGCUCGCAACUGAAUUGUUAUUAUACGAGGAGGUCCAGCCACUGUCUGUGUCUGAGAUUGAUAUGGAGACGACAUUAUCGGGAUCUGAAAUUCAGAGCGGUGAUAUAAUUUGCUUCCAGUAUGCAGAAGACGAAGCCAUGGCAAGCAGCAUUGUGAUUGAUCCGGAUCUGGGAGUAGAUAAUGAUCUUGAUGCUGCAGAGUCGACGUGUUUCGGUCCUGAUGGCGAAAGAGUGAUGACCGUCAUUUCUUCGGAAAGUAAGGAUAUAGUGGGCGUCACUUUACCAGCAAACUCGAGUGAUUCGUAUGCCAACAGCAGCUGUGGUCCUCAUGGUUACGGGUCAGCUGGAUCAGAGCAACUAUCUAUGAGGAAGCUUUGCCCGUAUCAGCGGCGGCGGCUGGUAGAAAGAUAUCCGGAUGUGCCAUCCUACUUUCGAUAUCUGCUAGAUCGUGUCGAGGUGACGUUCCGCCGUUACGGGUACCCGGACGAAGAAUCCUUUACGCUUUCACUUUUGCUUAGCAAUGUGUACGAUGAGGUAAUCGACGCAGUGACGGAAUAUUUGGGGCUCCUGGGUCCAAAGCGAUUGUUUGUGCGAUUGUAUCAGCAUUCACCUCUUAAUAGCUUGCCCAUGAAGUCGCCAUUACGUCACUCGCGCUAUGCUGGGGAUGAUCAAACUACACUGGAGGAUUUGCUUACCGAAUAUUUGGAGCGCACCAACACUUUAUACUACGAGUUGCUCGAUCACCCGGUCACAGAAAUUGAGGCCAAAAAGGAGCUGCUCGUGCAUCUCAGCAUAUAUGACGCUUGCUUUGCUACGGAGCAGGCAGCAUCACCAUCACCGAUUGCACCACAGCGCCAUGUACAAGUACUUGUCUUGCCUACACACCAGGUCCGUGACUUGUUAAAACUUAUUCGAGAUGGAUUUGGACUGCCAGAGAACACACCAUUGCGCGCAUGCGAGGUCGUCCAGCACGGAACAAUGAUUAAGCGGGUGAUUGAAGAGGAUGCGUCGUUGUCACGAUACUGGGGUACUGGUGUUGUGUCCGAUCCCAAUUCACCUGAGAUAUUGGUAGAACAGAUUCCUGCUUACGAGAUGUUUAGGGAUAAGAAACUCGCUAUUGUGAUUAAAGAGUCCACUGCAUCGGAGCCUAAAGCACUUGCACUCAGCAAUUCCGAAAUCGUCGCCACCAGUAAGAAGCUAUUGCCAGAGAAUUGUCCAGCUGAAGCUGCUUCAAUGAGCGACCAAAAGGAUGCGACGUCUGAUGACGAUGAACCCAUUCGAUGGUAUGACAAGGGUGUGCGCGAUACCGUCGGUGAUGUCAAGGAGCGUAUACGUCAACGAAUGGGUAUCUCGUCCGAAGUGUUUGCACAGUGGAAUUUUGCGCUGGUAAAGGACCUAAAAGCAUCGACAUUGGAGAACAUAUACGAUGAGAUGGAGCCCAACGUAUUCGAUGCGUUUCCCAUGUCACGGCUUACGGAGCUCUUUGGUGAUGACUUUGAAGGUCUUGGCAGUAUCGGAUUAGAGCACGCGGACCCGACACCAGCACCUCGUCACCAAAGCAAUAGGAGACUUGAGACGGGUAUCCAUAUUCGCCAGAGCUAA
Messenger RNA from Peronospora belbahrii, 4584 nucleotides. The record is from the annotation of a GenBank genome assembly. Lineage: Eukaryota; Oomycota; Peronosporomycetes; Peronosporales; Peronosporaceae.